ACACUUAUUAUUUCAAGGUUAUCACAAACUGGAUCCUUGCAUCGAGGUUUUACCAUUGAAAGGGAUUAUAUUGGCGUAGGAGAACAAGUUAAUAAUCAUGUCUCACGGUUGGGGAUAUGGACCAUCUGAUGGACCUGACAACUGGUGCAAUGGCUUUCCCAUUGCUAAUGGACCCAGGCAAUCUCCUAUUGAUAUUAUUCCUGGUCAAACCUCCUACGAUUCUGCCCUGAAGCCACUCAAACUGAAGUAUGACCCAUCCAACUCCAUAGACAUUCUGAACAAUGGUCAUUCCUUCCAAGUUGGCUUUGUGGAUGAUACUGACAGUUCAACACUGACCGGAGGCCCCAUCACCGGCACAUACAGGCUGAAGCAGUUCCACUUCCACUGGGGCGCCAGUGAUGACAGGGGCUCUGAGCACACCGUCAAUGGAAUCAAGUUCCCCUGUGAGCUCCAUCUGGUGCACUGGAACACCAAGUACCCUAGCUUUGGUGAGGCCGCUAGUGAACCAGAUGGACUCGCUGUGGUUGGAGUGUUUCUGAAGAUUGGUGCUGCAAACCCCAGACUGCAGAAGGUUCUCGAUGCUCUGGGGGCCAUCAAAUCAAAGGGAAAGCAAACUACAUUUUCCAACUUUGAUGCCAAAACUCUGCUGCCUGGCUCACUGGACUACUGGACAUACGAUGGCUCCCUGACCACUCCCCCUCUGCUGGAGAGUGUCACCUGGAUCGUCCUGAAGGAACCGAUCAGUGUCAGCCCUACCCAGAUGGGUAAAUUCCGCAGCUUGAUGUUCAGUGGUGAUGGAGAGGCACCUUGCUGCAUGCAGGACAACUACCGGCCCCCUCAGCCUCUCAAGGGACGCAAGGUCCGCCGGUCCUUCAAGUAAACAGCCAUGCAUCACCCCAUCAUUGCCAAUCCCCGACCUUUCCCCUAGAUUAUAUAUACACAUUGUGUGCCAUUUUAGCCCAUGCAUUGCUGUCAGAAUCUGCUAAUUGUUAACCCCAUAACCAAAACAAUCAGUAAUUUCUAGAAUACAGAAAGGAAACAAAUCUAAACCAAUGCAGUUUAAUAGCAAGAGCCAGUGUAGAUGAGAUUAUUGCGCUGGUAUGGAUGGACACUUUAUACCCCUGGCCUGCCUUCCCCUCCUGUAAUCCCUGACGAUAAACCUCAGGAUCACCCCGGAUUAAUGUCAUUUAGCUGCCUGCCUGCCCCUGCAAUAACAGAUGACCGACUCAGUCAGUCAGUCAGUCAGAGAUAGAGGCCUUUUAUAGUAUAAUACUACCGGGCUUCUACUCUCAAUAAGCACAAACAGUACCUAUCCGAGAGAUGGAAUCUUGAAUUACAGUAAUCCUUAAAUGCUUUCCAUGCCUUCCAUUUUUGGAUUGUGUAUCUACAUCGUCAUCAGUGUUUUACUUUAGAUUACAGGUCUAUACUGAAAAUAAGAGAUGCAAUUCAAGUGAUUCUUUUUUUUACUACUCAUAAUUUACUACCUACCUACUAUCACCCCAGUGCAUUAUCAUUGUGUCUUAUAAUCAUGAGAGUGAAAUAAAAUGUUGUGUGAUAUGUCAUAUCAUCCAAGUCCAUCCAUUGAAAUGAAAUCACUGACAGAGGGACCAGAGUAAUGUGUGUUAUAAUAGUUUUUUUCUGAAUGUCAUCUUGAAAAAUGAAAUCUUGAAGAAUGUUUCAAAUGUUUUUGGAAAUACCUGGAUAGAUUUUUAAGGCUUGCGGGUAAUUAUUGUUAAACCUUAAAAUGGUAGUAAAUGGAAGGUUUGUUGUGUGAUUCGUUCAUGUCAAAUUUGAUGGAUGGGAAUUUUAUCAGUGAAAUAAAUGGUAUGACUGUA
Coregonus clupeaformis (lake whitefish) is the source of this 1835-nucleotide messenger RNA. RefSeq names its product carbonic anhydrase (gene cahz). The record is from RefSeq and is a predicted model, not a curated record. The transcript is spliced from 7 exons. The coding region runs from base 98 to 880 and encodes 260 amino acids. Gene Ontology annotation, cellular component: cytoplasm. Gene Ontology annotation, molecular function: carbonate dehydratase activity; zinc ion binding. NCBI's taxonomy places the organism in Eukaryota, Metazoa, Chordata, Actinopteri, Salmoniformes, Salmonidae. Gene Ontology annotation, biological process: carbon dioxide transport.